GUGGAAAUGUCUAUUGCGUUUAAUGUCUAGUUUUUAUUUUAUUUAUAGAUUAUCGGAUUCUAUUUGAAAUGUAACUUGUUUUAAACUAAAUAUAGUUUGCAAUGAACUGUGGAGUUUUCUUUUACAUUUUUUUCCGAAGUUGAAGUGGUUAUGUUUGUCUUAUGUGCAAUGAAUCUUAUUUUAUUUUGUCAUUAGUGCAAUGUUCAGUUAAAUUUUAAAGACAGUAUCAGUGCAUUUAUCCGUAACAGCGUAAUUUUGAUGUUCCACUACCAACUUAUUCCAAUUAUUGAAAAUGGAUGAGAGGAAAGUGGUUGACUACUUUGUUGUGGCUGGGUUGCCUUCUGAUAUGCAACCUGUAAAUGAGUUCUCAAUUGAUGGAGCUCAUUUAAAAUCUACACAUAGUCAAGCCCCUAUUACUGAUAUUACAGUUAUUUUCCCAUCUUUAGGGGAAGGAAUACCAGAAGGUUAUACUCUUAUCCAGUAUACCCCUACAGGUAUUUUAGCAGAUUUAAAUCAUGGAAGUUUAAGGAGUCCAGAAGUGUUUUUGUGUUACCGGAGGGGGAGAGAUAAACCACCUUUAGUAGAUAUUGGGGUUAUGCAUGAAGGCAAGGAGUAUAUUCUUCCUGAUUCUGAAGUUGUGAGAGAAACAUUAACUAAAAAAUGUGCUAAUGUAAAUAAUUCAGCUGCAAAAACAUUCUUGACAUAUAGAAGGGCCCAGUCUAGUAUGCCUUGUAACUCAUUAGUUGUUACAGAUAUAGCUGUGAUAAUUACUUCAAAAGGAGAAACAGCUCCUCAUGCGUUUUGUAUGAUCAAAAAGAAUUUAAACAAGGGAUUGGUGGGAUCUGAUGUUUUUUUAUGUUAUAAAAAGUCUAUGAACAGGGCCAAUUUAAUUACUUAUAAGCCAGGAAUACUCCUAAGGUAUCCUUUUGAAGAUCAUUCAAAUUUACCUUUACCUACCACUGUCCCAAUGUUCUGUUUACCAAUGGGAUGUUCAUUAGAAAAGUGGCCAGUAACAGCUCAACAACCUCCACCGUUGGUAUCUACAUUUGUUUUGACUGUAUCUGAUGCUGCUGAAAAGCUUUAUGGAUCAGCAGUAACUUUUUAUGAACGAUAUCCUGCUGAGAACUUGACACCAGAGCAGAAACAAGCCUUGGGAGCUUGUGAUGAUUCAGAAGAUCAGUGGACAUACAAUAUAAAUAAAUGUAUCUGUUUAUUAUCACGAUGGCCAUUUUUUGACACUUAUGAAAAAUUUUUGCUGUUUCUACAUGAAAUAUCAUGUAGCAAUGAACCUCAACCAGUUCCAAUCGAAAGAUUUAUUACAUAUUUUCUUGAGGAUGUCCCGUUUCCAUCUCCUCAGCGCCCUCGUAUUUUUGUCCAGUUGUCUCUCUCAUACCGGGUUAUAUUAACUCAGCCUGAAGACCUUCCUUUACCCCGCAGCGGUGCGAGUUUUCGACAGCUUCUAAUGAACCUUGGACCAGAAAACUGUUUAGCUAUUUUGUUAUGUGCAUUGACUGAACAAAAAAUGCUAGUCCACUCUUUGAGGCCUGAUGUUCUGACAUCUGUUGCUGAAGCAAUAUCAACUAUAAUGUUUCCGUUUAAAUGGCAAUGUCCUUAUAUACCAUUAUGUCCCCUUGGCUUGGCUGAAGUUUUGCAUGCACCUUUACCAUUUUUAAUUGGCGUCGAUUCUAGAUUUUUCGAUUUAUAUGAUCCACCAACUGAUGUUAGCUGUGUUGAUUUGGAUACCAAUAACAUUACACUAUGUGAAGAAAAGAAAAAUUUGAGUACGAAGAUACUUCCAAAAAAAGCUUCUCGAGCAUUAAAAUCUACUUUGGAACUUUUAUACAAGAAGUUGUUGUUAUUUAUUCAGCAAGUUAUGAGUAAAGAGGAAGAAACUGUUGCAGAUAAUGAUUCUAUCGAUAAGGAAUUUCAAAUAAAAAAGAAAGAACAAGCUCUUGAACUGGAAAUUCAAGAAGCAUUUAUUCGUUUUAUGGCUAAUGUACUGAAAGGUUACCGUAGCUAUUUGCUUCCAAUUACAAAAGCUCCUACGGUUGGAACAACUGAUACGAAUUCAUUAUUUGACUUGCAAGGUUUUUUAAGAUCACGUGAUAAAGCACAUUUUAAAUUUUUUUCUCUCGUUACCAAAACACAAAUGUUCAUCCGAUUUAUUGAAGAAAGGUCUUUCGUAUCUGAUAUGGACGCUAGUCUUGCCUUUUUCGACGAAUGUACUGAAAAAGUUGACAAUGAAGAUGAAAGUGUUCAUCUGCUGGAGGUUGAUGAGUCUCAUUAUAGUGAGAGAACCGUUUUCAUAAUGCCUCCAGAAACUACAGGCCAGUUGUAUGUCUAUGAGGGUUUCAAUCUCAAUCCAAAACUUCUUAGUCAUUACGAUAAGAAGAAUCAUAUGUUAGAUGUAGGUAAAUCCAAAGGGCCUGGAGGACGUCUUAGUGGAAGUGGAAUAGCUCCUGGAAGCCCAAUGGCACGGAGAACUAAGCAUGAAAUAAAGCUCUCUCAACGGAUUGCUCGCCAGUGUUCUGCUUCUCCUAAUCUCUGGGCUAAGUGUCUUGUCGGAACUUGUUUUAGUAUUUGGUUCAUUCAUUUACCAAGCUAUGUUCUUACUACCCAGAAUCCGCCAGCUACAUUGCGUUAUGCUUAUGAUUUGCUCGUGAAGAUUCAUAAGAGUAAUAUUCUUCCUACAGAUGAGGUUUGUUACCGUGUAAUGAUGCAACUGUGUGGAGCCUACAGUCAGCCAGUUGUAGCUGUAAAACUACUGUUUCAUAUGAAACGGGCUGGUCUUCAGCCAAAUGCUAUAACCUAUGGUUUUUAUAACAGAGCUGUUUUAGAGGCUACCUGGCCUUCUGGAAUGAGUAAUUCAAGCCAGCUAUUAUGGAACAAAUUAAGGAAUGUGAUUAAAGGAGCAGCAUUGUUUAAGAAAGCUGGCAUAACUGCUGGAAAAAGGAGGUUGUCAGUGGCAGCUGAAGAGAAUUCUACACUUUUUGAUCCUGUCGCUAACAGUGGUUCUAGAACAUCCAUCGACAGUUCCGAAAGUCUAUAUCAAAAAAUAAAUGACAUUUUAAAGGAGGAGGAUUCUGUAGGAAAUGAUGCUUCUUCACGAAGAAAUUUAGAGAAGACUGGAGAAGUAAUUACUGAGUGUGAAAACAAUGUGACUAAUUGUGAAGGAUUUGCUGUGUUUGACAAGUUUCGUUCCUGCCGAGGCAGUAUUGUUAGACCUGCUGUAUUACCUCUUCUCAAUCCUUCAUCUACAUUCAAACAACCUCCAUUCGAAAGUAGUGCUGGUCUUUUGAUAACUGGAGUUGGUGGUCCAUUAAAAGAAGAGAACUUAGAGAUUGAUCAGUUAGAUUCACCUGUCGGGGUACCUCCCUUGAACAGGCGCUAUUAUCGCAGUGGAUCUUGUUCUGAAUUUACUCAUAAUCAACUUCGCCAUACGCCAACAAGUCCUAAACCACCUUCUAGCAAUGAUAAUAGUUAUAAAAUGCUUAUAAGAUCUGAAAGUUUUGCGAAUGAUGCUGGUAUAUUAGAAAAAUUACAUUCGCUCAAGAAAGAAAUGCCUCCAACUAUAAAGUCAGGAGAUUCUAUGAAACCUAAACUUCCGAAAAGUGUAAGCAAAAAUGGCCAGUCCAACCUUUCUAACAGAAGAGGCAGUUUGAAUCUUCGGAAGAUGAAAGAAUUUUCUAUGGCCAUUUCUGAUAGUUGUGAAUCGUCAACUGAAAACUUAGGCAGUCUUGGAGGAGGUAGUGUUGAAGAAAUUAAUGGCAUAAUCACUCCGAAGAGGCAUAAAAUACUGAAUCCUUUCGGUUCCCGCCUACAGAAAACAUCAAGUGAAAACGUCAGUAUGAAAAAUGGGCCUACUAAAUUUGGUAGCAUGACUCAAGUGAAAAGUGAUAGUAAUUUGAACCGGUCUCCUGUUAAAAGUCCGAGUAGGACUCCUGUUACCGAAAAUGAUCCCUUAGGUGCUCUAUUAGCUGACGACAACUAUCAAGAAGAAACUAACAUUAAAUGUGAAGUAGUUCGGACAAAGUCUGAAAUAGAACUCGAUCAGUCCGGCAAUCCAGUUCUGUUUGAUAGACGGUUAGGGGAUUGGGGUUCUUUUGUGCGUAGUGCGACCUUCACUAACCAGGAGGACUCUGAAGAAGAAACUGAACCAAGGACUAAAUCUCUUCACAGAUCUUCGACCAUGCCAGCUGAGAACCCUCCAGUGCAAUCAACUUUUACCAACUUUAAGUUACCAUUCACCCGAUAUUCCCCUGGAAGAUUUAGUCUUCGCAAAGCCACUGAUAUUAGGAUCAGCACCCAGAUGAUUGAGAGUGCUAUUACAAGUCUCAGUCCCAGCAGUUUAACUUCGAAGAAGUCUAAUGAGCUUCUUAUGGGUGGCUUAAGCAGUCUCAAAUCUGCUGCAAAUUCAGUAGCGAAAAAAUUUGAUGAGAUUAAGGAAGCUAUAUCAGCAAAUAGUACUCCAGUUAAAGCUGGCAGCCAGAGAAGCACUCUUGAGAGAGAUGCCUGCUUGUAUGAAGAUGAAAGCGAAUAUGGUGAUGAAGUAACAAGUGGUAGGAGAAAAAUCUCUUCAGAAUUUUCACCUUUGAACAUUGGGCAACAUCCAGACAUCUCCUGGGGAAGUAACAUUAUGGAUUGGUUUAGUGAUGGUAGUCGAAAAGGCAGUACAACCAAUCUAGGUGAAAGCGGACCAUGGGCCUCUCAGUUAUGUAUCCAUUUGCCAAAACAGCAAAGGGAUCCUUCGACCCCAAUUGCCCUUCAGGUCACCAUGACCACCUGCUCCAAAUGCCACAACUGCUCUUGUAUUCUCUACGAUGAGGAGAUAAUGGCCGGUUGGAUCCCAGAAGAUUCGAACCUCAAUACGAAGUGUCAGUUCUGUGAUAAAGCAACAGUGCCAUUGCUUUCUGUCACCGUUACAGACUUUAGGAACUCUCCAAUGCCAUCUGUAGAAUCAGAAAGAAAAAUAUCAACUGUCUCUUUAGGUUCUAACAAAACAAGUUUAUUAGAAAAUUCUUUUAAUGGUUCAAAAGACAAAUCAGAACCUCAAACUUGUGAACCGAUAACUGUGCCUUAUUUGAAUCCUCUAGUUCUGAGGAAAGAAUUUGAAUCCAUAUUGGCUGCUGAAGGUGAUACAUGCCUCACUCAGCCAAAGUUUGUCGACGAACAUCCAAUAAUAUACUGGAAUAUGGUUUGGAUGUUCACAAGAAUUGGAGUUGAAUCUCAUCUACCAGGUCUUGCUCUAGGAAGUGCCAUUGUUUCUGCAACCCCAGAUCAUUCUUGGGAUUCAGCCAAUUCAUCAAAUGUUCUAAUCUCAACAAUGUGGCAUAAUGCUCGCCUUCAUGAUGAGGUUGGUCAACCAAUGUACAUAUCCUGGAAUGACGACAAGGAACAAAGUUCACUUGUAAGUGCUUUAGUAACCGACAGAACAUCAGUUCCGAAAAGUGUCAUGCAAAAGGUUAUAUCUUGUCUUCAGUGUUGUAAUUUAAGUGAACCUCUUAAAUUCUUGGCUGUAGAAAGACAAAAACUGAAAGGCCGUGGACAUUCAUUAUACCGAGAAAUAUUAUUUCUUGGAAUUACUGCUCUCGGCAAAGAAAAUAUUGAUCUAGCUGCAUAUGAUCGUGAAUAUAUAGCAGCUUAUGACAAAUUACCAGAGAAGGAUCCAAAGCUCUACCUUAGAUGUGAUCAACCACCAACGAUUGCAUCGAUGUUCUGCCGCCAGUACUUUCGAUCUUUGGAAUUGUGACCCAUGACAUCGAGUUCAUUAUUAUAGCAUACCGUCCAAAACAGUAAUUCAUCCUCUCACAAGUGCUUUAUUAGUUAUUAGUUAGUUUUAAUUAAGUUAUGUGUUGUGACCAAGCCUAUAUGACUAUUUAAAUAAGAGACGAUUACAUUGUGUAAUAUGAAAUUUAUAUACAUGAAUUAAUGUAUAUACAUAUAUUUAAAAAACAGAAUCAGAUAAUGUGAAUGUUACAUUUUAUAAAUAAUGGUUUUGUCAAUUAGAAAGGCCAUUUAAAUGAUAUACUGUAAAUGUGUAUAUGUAUAUAUUAUUAUAAAUACAUAUUUUAUUUUUUGUUGUUUGUUAACACUACUUAUCCUAUAAUGGUAGUGCAUGGGUUCUCGAACUGAUGGCUUCAUAAUUUAGAACUCAUGAUUCGGCUGUUAGUGUAUCUAUUGUUGUAUUGACCAUAUCAAGUGUUUAUAAAAGAGAAUUGUAUAUUUGUGUAUAGUAAGUUGCAAUUUAAAAGUUCAUUGAUAUUUAUUUUAUUUACUUUCCUCUGUUUAGUUUUUAAAAAGUUAAAAGUUAAUUAUUUUGUUGAUAAACUGUUUUAUCCUCUAAGUUGUAAUUAAAAUCAAAAUUAAAACGUUUUUAUGAAGUGUUAAUCUUAAAAUUGUAAAUAUUUUUUCUAUUAUUGUUUUAAAUUGAUUUUAUUGUUAUAUAUAUUUUAGGUUGAAAUGCCUUAAUUUUGUGAUAAAACUGCUCAAUUAAGCAUCUUAAAAAGAAUGAAGCACUACUGUCAUAGGAAUAUAGUUUAAUUUUAAAACCAAGUUAUGUCCAAUAGUUUAUUAUAUUGUUGCUUGUAUAAUUGUGUAAAAUCUAUUUUAUAUUUUGAGCCUAGAAAUAAAUUAUUAUUG
Messenger RNA from Nezara viridula (southern green stink bug), 6639 nucleotides. Lineage: Eukaryota; Metazoa; Arthropoda; Insecta; Hemiptera; Pentatomidae. The record is from the annotation of a GenBank genome assembly.